AUACUGUAUGAACAUUUAGAAAUAAGGGACAGACACUAACCCAGCAGUACGUGGUAAGUAAGCAAAUUAUUUUCCUUACUGGUUUUUUCUUUCAACCUGAUUUAUCAUACAUGCUCAACUGUAAAGAAGAUAUGGUUUAGUGACUUUUUGAUCGGGCUUCUUUGGGUAUACCUUUUUCAAUCUGGAAAAAUAUGAAAAUUGUAAUGGAUGACUUUAUUAGACAGGUUACUGAUACAAAAAACAUUUUCUUAGUGAAAACUAUUUUGAAUUUACGCAAUAACUUAUUGGAGUGAACGGAAAAGAUUGCCCUUUUCAAACCUGUGUUAUUCAUAACAAUAGAGAAUAGGGAAGGUUAAGGUCGAUGAAAACUCUGAUUUCCCCCACAAAAAAUGACUCGUUUAAUAUCCGUAAUAGUAUUUCAAAAUUGUUGUAGCCCACAUUGGCGAAGUGCGAAUGUAUUCUUAUGAUAUAGGUCACAAAAAUAUGUGCAAAUAUUUUUUGUGCUAACCUUAUAAGUGCCUUUUCUCAGUUAAUUUCACCGUUAAUUUACCUGACGCGUAAUGACGUCACAUACAUGGAAGUGAUUGCACAUUGUGACAUGGUGACUACGAGCAAACCUUCUUACUAUACUCGCUUGGUAAGUGUAUCGAUUGAACUACUGUCAAACCGCAAACGUCAUACCUCAAUUUCAUUUCUUCCUCCGUAAACACGGAUGACACAUCCUAAAGAGGUAUUGUCAUCGAAAAUAAAGUGGAAAUUGUUAAUAUUCGUGCAGUGAAACAAUAUUUACCAUCGAAAAACCCAACAAAAUUACCAGUAUCCGUAAACAAUCGUGAGAUUAACAAAAACAAACUUCAUAUACAAUAACCUGAUAGGAAACUCAGGGGUUCAAGAGACUUCACUUCCACCCACAAUUGAUAAGAAACCCCCGCAAAAUAUGGCCGGGUUCAAAGUGAAGGUGCUGUACGAUUUCCAAGGAGAAGCAGGAACAGCAGAGAUGACAAUUUCCACUGGGGAAAUUCUCACAGUGAGCAGGACCGAUGUCGGAGAGGGAUGGUGGGAAGGCAUCAACUCGAUUUCAGGUACUUUCAACAACCUUCCAGUCAGUAAAAAGUAUCGAAUAUCGAGAGAGGGUGACGACAUCUUAGGAAGAUGGGAGGUUAUCACCAACCCUUAUACCGUGCAGAUAGCUUCCCCCAAGAAAGCUACCAAGAUGGGAGGGCUGAAAUCAUUUAUCGCCUACCAGCUGACGCCUUCUUUCUCCAACGUUGAAGUCUCCAGGCGGUACAAACAUUUCGACUGGUUGCACGAUAGGUUGACAGCUAAAUUUAACGUCAUAGCAAUUCCUCCCUUGCCGGAUAAGCAGGUAUCCGGCCGCUACGAGGAGCACUUCAUCGAACACCGCCGCGCGCAACUGCAGGAGUUCAUCGACUACAUGUGCCGACAUCCGAUCCUCUCUACCUGCGACGUCUGGAUCCACUUCCUCACGUGCACCGACGAGAAGCAAUGGAAGCAGGGCAAGCGCAACGCCGAACGAGACCAGCUGGUAGGCGCCAACUUCUGCACGUGCGUCGACGCCCCCGAAAAGGAGAUCCUCUCCUCGUUGGUAGAUCAGAAGAUCGAAGAGAACCUGGCGUACGUCGUCAAGAUGGAUCAGUGCCUCAAGAACCUGAUGCAGACGGCGCAGGACCAGCACAAGAAGUGCAGCAACAUGUACAAGAGGGAGUUCUCCAGGAUAGGCGAGAGCUUUUUCGCUUUGGGCUCGGCGUUCGAGUUCAACCAGCAGGGGAUGUACUCGAAGGCGUCUGUCGACGUGAAGAGCAUCGGCUCCACCUACAUGAUGAUCGGCAAACUGUACGAGGAACAAGCGAAAAUCGACUGGCAACCACUUUUCGACAAGCUCUACAUCUACAAAGGUAUAACGAGCAGCCUGCCCGACCUCCUCAACAUGCAGAAGCUCUCCGAGCAGAAGAAGAAAGAGUGCGAGCGGAACUCGCAAGUCGCGCAAGUGGCGCUGGGAGACGUCAGGCGUCGCGCAGACGUACUGACGUACACUGUUUUCGCGGAACUGGACCACUUCCAGAACGAAAGAGAUACCGAUCUCCGGCUGACGAUGAAGACGUUCCUCAAGGAACAGUUAAAUUUCUACAAGAAUAUAGUGUGCAAGCUGGAGGACACGCUAGCUCAGUUCGAUUAAAGCAGCGAACCGAAGAAAGGGGUCGGUUGUGAGUUCAGCCCCACGUUGGGCGCCGGAAUAAUCAAGAUUGUCCUAGAGGUUAUUGAACGGGUUUCGGUGAUCAUGAACUAUAAUUUGAAUUUCAGUUAUUUGGAACGGUGCGGCAACAAAACUGCUGUGAACUGGUUCUGUAGUUUGAUACCGUUCGUAGCAAACACAUACUUCAUAUUACCAAAGAAGAUUCUGAAUUGGAAAUCAGAUUUUCCAUAUAUAUGUUGAGGUCUUGGUGUCUAUCAGGCCCAGAAGUCUUGAGAUCGAGUUUAGCAAAGGUGUUUUCUCUACACAAAUUGAAAUCGCCUGUGGACCAGACGAAUUUCCGAGCGGUCUCCCUUGAUAUCCCUUAUCAUCACAAUAUUUUAUCCUAAAUUGGAAAAAAUAUCCUUUCCUGCAUGACAUGUUUUCAAUGGAUUUUGA
This is a messenger RNA of Leptinotarsa decemlineata (Colorado potato beetle), 2650 nucleotides long. It is a transcript of the gene SH3PX1, whose product is annotated as sorting nexin 33-like protein SH3PX1. Gene Ontology annotation, molecular function: phosphatidylinositol binding; protein binding. The record is from RefSeq and is a predicted model, not a curated record. Gene Ontology annotation, biological process: plasma membrane tubulation; endosomal transport; endocytosis. Lineage: Eukaryota; Metazoa; Arthropoda; Insecta; Coleoptera; Chrysomelidae. Gene Ontology annotation, cellular component: plasma membrane; cytoplasmic vesicle.